Messenger RNA from Meyerozyma guilliermondii ATCC 6260, 1365 nucleotides. RefSeq names its product proteasome regulatory particle lid subunit (gene RPN5). Gene Ontology annotation, cellular component: proteasome regulatory particle, lid subcomplex; cytoplasm; nuclear proteasome complex. The coding region runs from base 1 to 1365 and encodes 454 amino acids. The transcript has a single exon. The record is from RefSeq and is a predicted model, not a curated record. Lineage: Eukaryota; Fungi; Ascomycota; Pichiomycetes; Serinales; Debaryomycetaceae.
AUGUCAAGAGAAGAUCCCUUGAAAGCUGAGAAAGACUACUCAGCAACCUUGGACGAGCAGUUUCCGUUGAUUGAGAAAUUGACAGACUACAAGGCAGCCGUCGAAAAAUACUUGGUAUUGGAAAAGCAAACCAGACAGUCGUCAGAUGUGGCUUCUUCCAAGCGGGUUUUGGUGAAGAUUGUCGACACUUUGGCACAGAAUCGUGACUGGGAGUACUUGAAUGAGUUGAUCACUUUGUUGUCCAAAAAACAUGGUCAGCUUAAGUCGUCAAUCCAGCAGUUUCUUCAGUCCACCAUAGACAAGUUGGAGUUACUUUCUGACGAUGAUAAGUCUGAGUUGGAAACAAAGGUGAAACUCAUCGAAACCAUCCGUACUGUGUCUGACAAAAAGAUCUUUGUGGAGUUGGAGCGUGCCAUUGUGUCUCGUAAGUUGUCAGAAAUAUACUUGGAAAAGUAUGAUAAUUUGGACAAGGCAACAGAAAUCUUGUGUGAUUUGCAAGUGGAAACUUACUCGUUGAUGACAUUUUCAACAAAGAUAGAUUACAUCUUGGAACAGAUCAGAUUGACGUUGAAAAAGGGUGAUUAUGGCCAGGCCCGUAUCUUGAGUCGUAAGAUUCUUCUCAAAUCGUUGAAAAAUUUUGAAAAAGCCGAUUUAUACAAAGCCACCUACUUGAAAGACUUGAACAAAAUUGGGUACCAUGAGAACGAUUUCAUUGAUAUUGUCAAAAACUCGCUCUUGUUGAUUGAAAUCCCAUUGAUAAAGGAGGAUAAACCUCAGUUGGACAAUUUGUUGGUUACAAUCAUUUACUGCAUUGUUUUGGCACCUUACGAUAACUACCAGCUGGACUUGAUAAAUAAAAUCAAAGCAAACUCUGUGUUCCGCAAGAAUGUUGAUGCCAAAAUCUAUGACUUGUUGGAGGUGUUCACCACUAAUGAAUUGAUCCAUUGGCCCAAAAUUGAGGCCACCUACAAAGAAGAAUACUUCAGCAAAAACUGUAUGUUUCGCAAAGAAUCCAACUAUAAGAACUUGCAGAACAGAAUUGUCGAGCACAACUUGCGAGUAAUCAACAAAUACUACCUGAUUAUUAGGCUUGACCGAUUAGCCUACUUGCUUCAAUUAUCGAAUACAGAACUGGAGUCUUACAUUUCAGAGUUGGUGAGCAAGGGAAUGAUCUCAGCUAAGAUAAAUCGCCCCGAAGGCAUCGUCAAGUUUGAUAAGGUUGGCAAAUCGGAGAGUCCUGAUAAUAUCAACAGCUUGUUAAACGACUGGUGUUACGACGUGGACAAGUUGUUGGAAGAGAUUGAUAGCAUUGGGCAUUUGAUCAACAAGGAAGAGUUGAUGCACGGAAUUAAGCAGAAGGUAUAG